Molecule: messenger RNA, 2222 nt
Organism: Daucus carota subsp. sativus
Lineage: Eukaryota; Viridiplantae; Streptophyta; Magnoliopsida; Apiales; Apiaceae
Exons: 15
Coding region: 517-1854 (445 amino acids)
Source: RefSeq, a predicted model, not a curated record
GGCACACAAUUCAAAGCAGAGUCGGUAAACCGCCGACCUUCUGGUGUGUGCCAUGGGCACAUGCUAAUCACUAAAAUCUAUACAUUUGGAGGGUUUUGAUUGGUGUGGUGGUUGUAAAUGCAGGGGGUCCACCAUUAUUAGAGAGUGUAAGCCAAUCAAAAACUUCGAAAUUCAUAGAUUUUAGCACUUAGUGUGUGCCCAUGGGCACACCAUAGAAAAACCGUUAGAAAAACCAUAAAUUCACUGAAAAUCUAAUUUCGCUGGCUUUAUUAAUUUCCGAAAAUUCAACUCAAUAUCAAUAAAUUUAAAUUCAACUACCACCACUUAAAAAAACACAAAAUCGAAACAAACCUGCAACUACUUCAUUCAGACAACACAUCGGUUACAUCGACAAACUCUCUUCUACUUCAACUACUUCAAUCUCUACUUUUAUUUACACACACGCAUAAAUAUAUAGACACACACGUUGAUAUCAUCGUAUAUAAAGUCUUAAGUGUUGCUUCAAAGGCCUCUACUAUGGCGGCCUUAAGGUUGUUCAUGUUGUUGUGUGUAGUGUUUGUCUUAAUUGUAAGCAGUGUAAGUGGCGAAAGUGAUGCUUCAUCCACCGUUGAUCACGUUGUUGGAUCGGACGGUUCUGAUGAUGUUAAGAUUCAAGUGGAGCAACUCAAGGCUAAGAUUCAUUCACUUGAGUCACAUGUUGAUUUGAAGACCCAAGAAGCAAAAAGUAAGGAUGAUAAAAUAUUGGAGAAGGAGAAGAUUAUUAAAGAGAAGGCAGAUACUAUAGCUUCGCUGCACAGUGAGAUAGCUUCUGUCCAAAAAAAAGGAAACUCCGUUGUUGAAGAGCAGCUAGCCAAGGCUCAUGCCCGGGCUGCUGAGCUAGAGAAGCAGGUGGAGAACCUAAAGAAAGAGACUGAACUGAGGGCCAGAGAAAAGGGUGCGUUAGAAUCUCGGGUAUCUGAAGCCGAGAACAAAGUUCGUGAAAUAAGUUCAAAGCUCAAAAGUCUCAAAAAGAGUAUUGAUGAAAACAAGGUCAAGAUUAAGAAGACUGAACGUGCCCUUCAAGUUGCUGAAGAAGAAUUGAUGAAGACAAAAUUCGAGGCCAAUGCAAAAAUUAAGGAGUUAACAGAGGUUCAUAGUGCAUGGCUACCACAUUGGCUUGCAGCUCAUGUGUCUAGUUGUCAGUCAUAUGUGGAGACACAAUGGAAUAUGCAUGGAAAGCCUGCCGCGCAACUAGUGAUCGAAAAGGCAAAAGUAAAGAAGGAACAGGUUGAGAAGUGGGCUGAACCCCAUGUGGAGAUCGUGAAAACUAAAUGGAUCCCUUCUGUCAAGGAUCAAUGGUUCGUUAUCAAAUCUAAAGCCGAACCCCAUGUGCAGUCAUUCACCACAAAGUUUAUUGAGGUUUAUGAAACAUCCAAGACUGCCGUAAGUCCGCAUGCCAUCAAAGCACAGGAAGUUGUUAAUUCAUAUUAUCAGGAAGCCAAGAAAUUUAGCAAGCCACACAUUGAUCAGGUUGCCAGCGCAGCAAAGCCUCAUGUCGAUAAAGUACAUGGUGCUUUGGAGCCAUACUUGAAAGAGGUGCUUCAUGCUUAUGGAAAAUUUGUUGAAUAUGCGACUGCGUACCACCAUGAGGUUCAAGGUACUUUGCAAGAAUCACUUCGAAAGCAUGACCUGACCAAAGCAAUAGCAACUAAAGAGUUGGUGUGGUUUGCGGCCUCAGCAUUAUUGGCUCUGCCAGUCAUCAUUUUGUUCAAAAUUUGUUCAACGAUGUUCAGUAAGAAACAACAAAAACCCAAUCGAACUGGCAAUACUAACCAUUCUCGUCGAAAGGCUAAACGUGGGCAUGCAGAGAAGUAGUACCAUAGAAUUGGAUGAUGUUAUCAUGCAUAUUUGAGGUGUGGUCAACACUGUUUUCAAUAGGUCUUUGCAAGUUCAUUUUCUCCACUAUUGCUUAACACAGGCCGCUGCUGCUUCUGAUUUCUGAAGGAGGCUUCUGAUUUCUGAAGGAGUCAUCUCUAUCAUCCAUAUUCCCCUUCCACCGAAAGUUUUAGGCAGUGAUAAUACGUAUGUAGGUUGUUCACAGUAGAUGUAAUUGUUCCUUUUGCUCGUAAGGUUUUUGAAUUUACAGAAAGAACUUCAGUUACAACAAUGUAUCCACAGAGGAAAUAUAUCUUUUGUAAUACGUUUCGAGCUUUUCAUCACUCAAUAUAGUAUUGUUUGCAAUC